GUCCUUAGGUUAUUUUUUUCUUUUUGAGAUCAGAAGAGUUCCUGUAAAAUCAGGUGACAGAGGAAAACAGUUUGGUGAAGAUCUCAACGAAGCGUCAGAGGGUAGACUGUAAACAAGAAUAUUCAUCAUGCAAGCACAAGAUCUGCUUCGAAAUCUACGACUGCCAGAACUUGGUGAAGUCCGUCAGUAUGUGCGCACACUACCAACCAACACCUUAAUGGGCUUUGGUGCAUUUGCCGCUUUUACAACUUACUGGUAUGCUACGAGACCCAAAGCUUUGAAGCCACCCUGUGACCUAGCAAUGCAGUCUGUGGAAAUAGAGGGUUCUCAGCAUGCUCGUAAAAGUGUAAUUCUUAAUGGUGACCAACUUGUGUCCUACUAUUACGAUGAUGCUCGCACACUGUAUGAAGUCUUCCAAAGAGGCAAGCUGGUAUCAAAUAACGGUCCUUGCUUGGGCACUAGAAAAUCAAACCAGCCAUAUGAAUGGAUAACUUACCAAGAGGUAGAAGACCGAGCUGAAUGCCUGGGUUCCGGAUUAAUCCAUUUGGGUCACAAGCCAGCACCAGACCAGUUCGUGGGCAUCUUUGCACAAAAUAGGGCUGAGUGGACUAUAUCUGAACUAGCUUGCCACACAUACUCCAUGGUGGUGGUUCCACUCUAUGACACUUUGGGAUCUGAAGCAAUCGGUUACAUCAUUGAGAAAGUGGAGGUGACCACAGUUAUCUGUGACAAACCAGCAAAAGCCAAGUUACUUUUGCAGAACAUAGGAAAAAAAGAGAUUUCAUGUUUGAAGACCAUCAUUGUUAUGGACCCUGUAGACACUGAUGUUUUCGAACAGGCAAAGGAAUGUGGGGUUGAGGUCCUACAAAUGAAGGAAGUAGAGGAACUGGGAAGGGAGAACAGACACAAACCUGUGCCUCCCACACCAAAGGACUUGGCUGUCAUUUGUUUCACUAGUGGAACAACAGGGCAUCCAAAAGGAGCAAUGAUUACCCAUGAAAAUGUUGUGUCCAAUGCAUCUGCCUUUGUGAAAAUUACAGAGAAAGCAUUUUUUCCCUCCACUGAGGACGUGCUAAUCUCCUUUUUACCUCUGGCACAUAUGUUUGAGAGAAUCGUUGAGAACUCUUGUCGUCUUGGCCCCAGUGACACACAAAUUUCCUUUUUACCGCUUGCACACAUGUUCGAGCAACUGGUUCAGGUUGUGAUUCUUUGUCAUGGUGCAAGGAUUGGAUUUUUUCAAGGUGACAUAAGACUUCUUAUGGAUGACCUAAAAGCUUUACAGCCAACUGUUUUCCCUGUAGUACCACGUCUUCUAACCAGAAUGUUUGACAAGAUUUUUAACCAGGCAAAUACACCUAUCAAGAGAUGGCUACUGGAGUUUGCUUCAAAGAGAAAAGAGGCAGAACUUCGAAGUGGGGUUGUGCGGAAUAACAGUGUGUGGGACAAAGUUAUCUUCAAUAAAGUGCAGGCCAGUCUUGGAGGCAAAGUAAGACUAAUGGUAACAGGAGCAGCACCGGUUUCGCCUAUUGUUCUGACAUUUCUCAGAGCAGCUCUGGGCUGUCAGUUCUAUGAAGGUUAUGGACAAACUGAGUGUACAGCUGGUUGCUCGUUAACGAUGCCUGGAGACUGGACAGCAGGUCAUGUGGGGGCACCAAUGCCAUGCAAUAUAUUAAAGCUUGUUGAUGUAGAAGAAAUGAACUACUUUGCUGUUAGAGGAGAGGGUGAGGUUUGUGUAAAAGGGCCCAAUGUUUUCCAAGGUUACUGGAAAGAUCCGGAAAAAACAGCUGAAGCCAUUGAUGAGGAUGGCUGGUUGCACACAGGAGAUAUUGGGAAAUGGUUACCAAAUGGCACUUUGAAGAUUAUUGACAGAAAGAAGCACAUAUUUAAACUUGCACAAGGAGAAUAUAUUGCACCUGAGAAAAUAGAAGCUGUUUAUUUGAGAAGUGAAGCAGUUGCCCAAGUCUUCAUCCAUGGAGAUAGUUUACAGGCAUGCCUUGUAGGGAUUGUCAUACCUGAUCCAGAAUCAUUACCCAGCUGGGCAAAAAAAAGGGGCUUUAAUGGAUCUUGCUCUGAGCUGUGCAAAAGCAAGGACUUGAAGAAACUUAUUUUGGAAGAUUUACUGAGGCUGGGAAAGGAAGCUGGUCUGAAGUCAUUUGAGCAGGUAAAGGACAUAAUCUUGCAUCCAGAAAUGUUUUCAAUUCAAAAUGGUUUGCUGACACCAACCUUAAAGUCGAAAAGAAUGGAGCUACGGAAAUAUUUUCGAUCACAAAUUGAUGAAAUGUAUUCAAAGAUCAAAAUGUGAAGGGCUAAAAAUUGAGCAAAUGCACAAACCCAUCCUUUUCAUUGUUCAUCAUCUUUGUUCUGAUUUGAACAGUACAGACCCUGAUCAGAAAACUGUGUUGCAUGGCAGUUACAUGUGAUGGGAGUUGGUGUAUUUAUAGGAAUGUUGAGUGGAAGAUGAGGCUGCUACAAACUUGAUUUUGUAAUGCCACUCAAAUUUUCAUUAACAUAUUUUUCUUGUAUACUUAUUGUUGUAAAGGGCAAGUAAGAUGACUAUAUUGAGUCAAAUGUUAUUUAUUAGCUUUAUCAGUAACUUGCUAUCCUUAAGUACAUUUUGCUGGAACAGUUCUUACACUGUAGGGCACAUCACAUAUAGAAUUGUGAGUAUAAAUAUUUUCCUUUAAUGGGAAAGCACUAAGUACUAUAUUUGUGGUAGAGAAAGAUAAGGAUCAAAUCUGUUUUCAACUUGAAAUGUUUGUAGAUGCACUUAGGGCAACCUAGGUUUGUAAUGUGGUUUUACAAAUUAGUGUGGUGUGGAGACGUGGUAAUUUUAGUGAAAAAAUUGCAAUAUUUUAAAAUUUAUAUCUGUAUAAAAGGGAAAUGGUCUUUAACACUAAACUCAUGCAGGGUAUUGUUCCAGUAUUAUGCAGCAUUUUGAUACCUCUGUAAAAUAAAAUAUUUUAUAAUUGUAGAUUUAUGAAACAGAUUGAAGCAUUUAAUAAGACAAGUGAUUAAACAUCUAACUUUGUGGCAGUUUCCCAGUGAAAUCAUUCCUUGUAUUGUAGUCAAAAUUUUGGUUGGAAAGAAAAGGAAGGCCAUUUUGCACUAACUUUCACUGUAUUUGAGAAUGAUAGUGUUCUAGCACAUCUGAGAUGAUUUUGUCAGUAUUUUCCUGAUGUUUCAGUACACUGAAAUGAUAAAACUUUGUAACAUGUAUAUGCCCUUUACGCAAUCCUCAACAAUGAAGGGAAGAAAUGUAAGAUAUUUAUAUAUAUAGAGUUGACUGUGACGUGGAUUAUGCUUCAUAAUAUUCAGAAACAAUUUUAUAUAGAAUGUACAAGAUUGAUUGAAUAUUUAAAAGAAUGAUGGCACCACUGGGUUAAGGUGUAUGCUAACAAUUAUUUGGCAUUGUACAUUUUUUAAAACUGACACUUUCAGAAGAAAAGCCAAAUAAAUAUGUUGUGCAUUGCA
Protopterus annectens (West African lungfish) is the source of this 3471-nucleotide messenger RNA. RefSeq names its product acyl-CoA synthetase long chain family member 1 (gene ACSL1). NCBI's taxonomy places the organism in Eukaryota, Metazoa, Chordata, Ceratodontiformes, Protopteridae. Gene Ontology annotation, cellular component: membrane; endoplasmic reticulum. Gene Ontology annotation, molecular function: arachidonate-CoA ligase activity. The record is from RefSeq and is a predicted model, not a curated record. Gene Ontology annotation, biological process: very long-chain fatty acid metabolic process; long-chain fatty-acyl-CoA biosynthetic process; long-chain fatty acid metabolic process. The transcript has 23 exons. Bases 128 to 2302 code for a protein of 724 amino acids.